UUGCAUCAGUGUAUGUUUUACAAUCAUUUAGUAGCACAGAAACAUUUAUUAACGAGUGACAAUUGAUUUCCAUUGUGUUUGUUUAGGUUGUUGCUAGCUGAGUUAUAACAUUCCUUUGUUGUUGACUGGAAUUAAUUGAAACGUGCGUGGUUGAUUUUUAUUUACCGGAAACUAUGUCGACCAUAUUAAAAAUUCUGAAAAUUGUUGAUAAAACGGAACAAUACCUUGAGCCUUCAUCAAUUGAAUUUUAAUACUUUGAAAAAUAAACAAUUAAUUUUAACUAACAUGAUUUCUGAGAAUAAUGGAGAGUUCAGCAUUAAUGAUAGUCAUAAUAUCAAAGUUCAAAGUACCAAACCAAGCCAAGUUGAAUGUGAUAAAAUGACUGUUAAAACUUCCAGAGUGAAUGAAGAUAAACCACUUUUAACUGGUACAGCUAUUCUUUACAACCAAAAUGGAAAUGGUUUUCCAUCGCCAAUGUCUAAAACAUUUCCAGUUACAAACAUUUCUGGUGGUCCAAUAAACGAAUCAUCGGAAAAGAAUAGUAGUUUUGGUGAAUCAAUUUCAGAUUACAAUCCAUUACUUAACAGACAAUUAGAAAACCCAACAUCGAAUUUUGACACUAUGGUACAUUUAUUAAAAGGAAAUAUUGGUACUGGAAUUUUAGCUAUGCCUGAUGCAUUCAGACACUCUGGUUGGGUUGUUGGUUUAGUGUGUACAACAUUUUUAGGAGCUAUUUGCACACAUUGUAUGCAUAUAUUGGUACGAUGUUCUCAUGAACUGUGUGUCAGAACCCAAAGUCCAUCUCUUUCAUUUCCAAAUGUUGCAAAGAUGGCUUUUGAAUAUGGGCCACCCAAAUUACAAAAAUAUUCAACCACUGCUAGUAAAUUUAUCAAUACUUUUCUAGUACUGACUCAGUUAGGAUUUUGCUGUGUAUAUUUUUUAUUUGUGGCCACUAAUUUACAAGAGGUGAUAUGUCAUUACUUUUUUUAUUUGUCUGUUCAAUCAUAUUUGGUCAUACUCUUAGUACCUAUGAUACUUUUGAAUUGUGUGAAGAGCCUAAAAUAUCUGACUCCAGCAUCUUUUUUUGCUACUAUAUUAACAGUGGUUGGUUUAGGAAUAACAUUUUUCUAUUUACUUCAAGGACUCCCAAAAAUAUCAAGUAUUAAAGCUUUUUCGUCUUGGAAACAGUUACCACUUUAUUUUGGAACAGCAGUUUAUGCUUUUGAAGGCAUUGGAAUGGUUUUACCUUUAGAAAAUAAUAUGAAAGAUCCAUCAGCUUUUGGUGGAAUGACUGGUGUUUUAAAUACUGGAAUGGUAAUUGUAACAUGUCUAUAUACAUCUGUUGGAUUUUUUGGUUAUUUGCGAUAUGGUGAAGCAGUUAAAUUAGGAAGUAUUACAUUAAAUCUCCCUGGUCAAGAUUUGUUGGCUCAAAGUGUAAGAGCUGCAAUGGCAUUCUCAAUAUUUUUAUCUUAUAGUCUCCAAUUCUAUGUUCCAAUUGGUAUUGUGUGGCCUGCAUUAAAAGGAUACUUUCACUCACAGUCUAGCCAACGUAAUGCUGAACUAAGUAUCAGAGUGUUUCUCGUCACACUUACAUUUACUUUAGCAGCUGCCAUUCCAAACCUAUCAGCUGUAAUUUCUUUUGUAGGAUCUUUUAGCAGCUGUGCACUAGCAUUGAUUUUUCCACCAAUUAUUGAACUCAUUACAUUCUGGGAUCAUUGCUCUGGCAAAGAGUUUGUGAUAAUGUUUAUUAAAGAUAUAAUUAUUAUUAUAAUUGGUUUUCUUGGAUUUGGUUUUGGUUCAUAUGCUAGUUUAGUGAACAUCAUUACACCUAUUACCGGUUAAUAUAGAAUCAUGGAUAAUAAUGUAAUAGUAUCCAUCAGUAUUUAAAUUAUUGAUCUUAAUAAUUUAUUGACUUCCUAAAUUGAUUAUA
This is a messenger RNA of Sipha flava (yellow sugarcane aphid), 1930 nucleotides long. Its product is annotated as proton-coupled amino acid transporter-like protein CG1139. The coding region runs from base 286 to 1842 and encodes 518 amino acids. Gene Ontology annotation, molecular function: amino acid transmembrane transporter activity. Gene Ontology annotation, biological process: amino acid transmembrane transport. The transcript is spliced from 10 exons. The record is from RefSeq and is a predicted model, not a curated record. NCBI's taxonomy places the organism in Eukaryota, Metazoa, Arthropoda, Insecta, Hemiptera, Aphididae. Gene Ontology annotation, cellular component: vacuolar membrane.